UGAUUCGCCCGCUCGCGCAAGCGCACUUGACAUCCCCGCACCUCCCCCUCGUCGCUGUAUUGCCGUUAAUCCGCGGAUGUCAGUGCGGCGUCAUGGCGGACAUCAAGACGGGAAUCUUCGCCAAAAAUGUGCAAAAAAGGCUCAACAGAGCGCAGGAGAAGGUGUUGCAGAAGCUGGGCAAAGCCGACGAGACCAAAGAUGAACAGUUUGAACAAGUUGUCAUCAACUUCAGAAGACAGGAGUGUGAAGGUUCGCGGCUGCAGAGAGAGAUGAAGGCCUACAUGUCCGCUAUCAAAGGGAUGCAGCAGGCCUCCAUCAACCUGACGCAGUCUCUCCAUGAGGUCUACGAGCCAGACUGGCACGGAAAAGAUGAUGUGAUGACCAUCGGCAAGGAUUGCGAUGCACUGUGGGAAAAUUUCCACAAUAAGCUGGUGGACUCGACGCUGCUGAAUCUGGAUGGAUACUUGCAGCAGUUUCCUGACCUGAAGACCCGCGUGGCCAAAAGAAGCCGGAAACUCAUCGACUACGACAGCGCUCGUCAUCAUGUUGAAACGCUGCAGCUGUCCGGGAUGAAAAAUGACCGCAAGAUGCUGAAGGCUGAUGACGAGUUGCGAAAGGCUCAGAGAGUGUUUGAUGAGCUCAACGUUGGUCUGCAAGAUGAACUUCCAACUCUUUGGGACAGCCGAGUCAGAUUCUACAUCAGCACCUUCAAAAGCGUGACGAGUCUGGAGGCCAGAUUUCACCGAGAGAUUUCUCUGGUGUGUAAGCAGCUGUACGAAGUGAUGACGCAACUGAGUGAACAACACGCUGACAAAAUGUUCACCAUCCAAGGAGCACCCAGUGAUUCGGGGCCGUUGCGGCUGGCUCGGACGCCUUCGCCCCCCGAAGACGAAAGUCCACCCGAGAGUCCAGACGCCGGUUCCAAUCACAUGCUGCGCCCGGUUUCUCCCGGGCCGCCGCGUCCCAAAUCUCCCGUGCAGAUGAAAAAGGGCCCCCCUGUGCCUCCGCCCCCCAAAGUCACGCCUUCCAAGGAGGUGGUGGAGGAGCAAAUCAUCGACCUGUUUGGAGGAGAGUUUUUACCGGCGCCAUCACCAUCUCAGCCCAAUGAGAGGCCGGGAGAAUCGCUCCUUGAUCUCGAUUUCGACGCCUUCCAGCCGGAUGAAAGUGUGUCGCCGGUACCGCAGACCGCUGUGCCUUGGGAUACGUGGUCGGCUCAGCCAGCGCAGACUGCUUCGGAAAGCGGCUUUGUCGCCGACUGGUCGGCUGACUUUGGUUCAGCGGCUACCAACGGAGAAGCUACCGCAGGGGAGGCUGCCACAGGAGCUCCUGAAGGGGCAGAGGGAGGGGAUCAGGGUGAUGAUGGAGAUAAAGUCACAACUCCUCCUGCUCCUCCUCCCAAGGACAGUGAGACAGCAGAGGAUGAGGAUGCCACUGGCCCAUCGUUCUUUGCUGAUUUUGAUAAAAUGAACAAAGUCAAUCCCGGAUCAACGGAGGCUUUGGAGAUUGCAAAUUCAGCACCUUCCGCCGGCGAAGAAGUGCCUCCAGCUUCUCUGGCUGGUGAGGACGACCCAGUGGCGGUUCCCACCGCCACUGAGGAAAAUACAGCAGAUAGUUGUGGCUCACCACUGGAAGAAAACCCGCCUGAAUCGGUUUCAGUUCCAGAAGAAAAAAAGCAAAGUCCUGUCGACGAAGCUUCGGAAACGAUGGCCAUUCCAUCCGUGGUGAUUGAGCCCGCCUCCAGCAACGAAGGCGACGAUGAUCGCGACGCAGACAUCAUCUCACCCUCGGCUAUCAGUGACAACUGCGUGGCUGCCGACAAUCCUCCAAUCAAACCCACAAGUUCAUCUCCGGGGGGACUCCCGGGCGACUUCCUGUACAAGGUGGAGACGAUGCACGACUUUGAGGCAGCCAAUAGCGACGAGCUGGACCUGAAGCAAGGUGAUGUGGUCUUAGUGGUCCCCACCGCUUCAGUGGAGGAUCAGGAAGCCGGUUGGCUGACGGGAUUCAAGCAGAGUGACUGGAUGAUGCUGGGAACCGGAGCGCAAAAGGGACUUUUCCCAGAAAACUUUACGCAGCGUUUGGAGUGAGACGCUUUUCCCAUCCGCAUGUACACAAUGCCUUCGAAAACACCGCUUGGUCUUUUCCCAGGAUCAACCUGAGCCCUGUGGUCUACUCUCCAACCCCCCACCCCCAUCCCCCUCGCUCUAGUUCAAGAAAACAAAAGACGGGGGAAGUUGUUUCUGUGUGCAUGUUUCAUCUCGAAAGGCUAUAAAUGCAUAUCGUCACCCUAAAGUGUAACACAGUGUUGAAGAAUCCCCCCCCCCCACCCCCCCGAGUCACGAUGUCAUUCUUUAGCCACGAUGGAAGCGAUGUACUCCAUCACGCUCAUUUUCUGCGGCUGUGCUCAUAUUUGGUUUGGUGAUCGGUGUUGUGCGGCGACAAGUUGUGACGUUUCGCAUAGUUAUCUCUCAAAAUAUAUUGCUCAUCCUACUAUGUUAGUGUUCUUUGAACAUGUUGACGGAGAGAAAGGAAAUUGUUUUGUUUAAAAAAAUAAGG
Molecule: messenger RNA, 2556 nt
Organism: Hippocampus zosterae (dwarf seahorse)
Lineage: Eukaryota; Metazoa; Chordata; Actinopteri; Syngnathiformes; Syngnathidae
Gene: amph
Product: amphiphysin
Exons: 21
Coding region: 93-2087 (664 amino acids)
Biological process (GO): synaptic vesicle endocytosis
Cellular component (GO): synaptic vesicle; cytoplasm; plasma membrane
Molecular function (GO): phospholipid binding; protein binding
Source: RefSeq, a predicted model, not a curated record